Molecule: messenger RNA, 189 nt
Organism: Paramecium octaurelia
Lineage: Eukaryota; Ciliophora; Oligohymenophorea; Peniculida; Parameciidae
Source: the annotation of a GenBank genome assembly
AUGAAUUAAAUAAUUGCAUGUAGAAAUUAUUCAAGCAAAGAAAGAUUAAAUACUUUAUAAAACAAUUUUUUUAUAUUUAGACCAAUUGAUAGGAAUACUGGAGAUUAUGAUAAAUAUGAAAGGGUUUAAUAAAAGGGUCUACUUGAAUUCAAUGUUAAUCUGAGUAUUGGUAAACAUUUUCUGAUUUGA